Rangifer tarandus platyrhynchus (Svalbard reindeer) is the source of this 5550-nucleotide messenger RNA. Lineage: Eukaryota; Metazoa; Chordata; Mammalia; Artiodactyla; Cervidae. The record is from the annotation of a GenBank genome assembly.
AUGGCGGUCUCCAGGCUUGACCGUCUUUUUAUCUUGCUGGAUACUGGCACUACUCCAGUUACAAGGAAAGCUGCUGCACAGCAACUUGGAGAAGUGGUGAAGCUUCAUCCCCACGAGCUGAAUAAUCUGCUAUCUAAAGUGUUGAUAUAUUUAAGGAGUACAAAUUGGGAUACUCGGAUUGCAGCAGGACAAGCUGUUGAAGCUAUAGUGAAAAAUGUACCUGAAUGGAAUCCCGUGCCAAGAACCAAACAAGAAACUACUUCAGAAAGUGCUAUGGAAGACUCAUCUACUACAGAUCGAUUGAAUUUUGACAGAUUUGAUAUAUGUAGAUUGUUACAACAUGGGGCAUCACUUUUGGGAUCUGCUGGUGCAGAAUUUGAAGUACAAGAUGAAAAAUCAGGUGAAGUGGAUCCUAAGGAAAGGAUAGCACGCCAACGAAAGCUAUUACAGAAAAAACUUGGCCUUAAUAUGGGAGAAGCCAUUGGAAUGAGCACUGAAGAGCUCUUUAAUGAUGAAGAUCUGGAUUAUACCCCAACUUCAGCAGCCCUUGUGAACAAACAACCUACUCUCCAGGCCGCUGAACUGAUUGACUCAGAGUUUCGAACAGGAAUGAGCAAUAGACAAAAGAACAAAGCUAAAAGAAUGGCCAAAUUAUUUGCAAAACAGAGAUCCAGGGAUGCAGUAGAAACGAAUGAGAAGAGCAAUGAUAGCACUGAUGGGGAACCAGAAGAAAAGAGACGAAAGAUAUCAAAUGUUGUUCUUAAUCAGUCUGCAGUUGAUUCCAAAGUUCUGAUUGAUAAUAUUCCAGACAGUUCUCCCUUAAUUGAAGAGACAAAUGAAUGGCCUUUGGAAAGCUUUUGUGAAGAACUUUGCAAUGACCUUUUUAAUCCCUCCUGGGAGGUUCGACAUGGUGCAGGCACUGGACUUAGGGAAAUCCUUAAAGCUCAUGGGAAAAGUGGUGGUAAAAUGGGAGAUAGCACUUUAGAAGAGAUGAUUCAACAGCAUCAAGAGUGGUUGGAAGACUUGGUUAUUAGACUCCUUUGUGUGUUUGCUUUAGACAGAUUUGGAGACUUUGUUUCUGAUGAAGUUGUGGCACCAGUUCGUGAAACUUGUGCUCAAACAUUAGGUGUGGUGUUAAAACACAUGAAUGAAACAGGAGUUCAUAAGACUGUGGAUGUGCUGCUUAAAUUACUUACACAAGAACAGUGGGAAGUUAGACAUGGUGGUCUGCUAGGAAUAAAGUAUGCUUUGGCAGUUCGUCAGGAUGUAAUUAAUACUUUAUUGCCUAAAGUUUUAACUAGAAUAAUUGAAGGACUCCAGGAUCUUGAUGAUGAUGUCAGAGCUGUUGCUGCAGCAUCAUUAGUACCUGUGGUAGAAAGCCUUGUGUAUCUGCAGACACAAAAAGUACCUUUCAUUAUAAAUACAUUAUGGGAUGCUCUUCUGGAACUAGAUGAUCUAACAGCAUCAACAAAUAGUAUUAUGACUCUUCUGUCAUCCUUGUUAACUUAUCCUCAGGUUCAACAAUGCAGUAUUCAGCAGUCACUCACAGUUUUAGUUCCACGGGUCUGGCCUUUUUUGCAUCACACUAUAUCAUCAGUUCGAAGAGCGGCCUUGGAAACUCUGUUCACUUUGUUAUCAACACAAGACCAGAACUCUUCAUCUUGGCUUACACCUAUCCUUCCUGAUAUGCUUCGACAUAUAUUUCAGUUUUGUGUUUUAGAAAGCAGCCAGGAAAUUCUGGACCUCAUUCACAAGGUUUGGAUGGAAUUGUUGAGCAAGGCUUCAGUUCAGUAUGUAGUAGCGGCUGCUUGUCCAUGGAUGGGUGCGUGGCUUUGCUUAAUGAUGCAGCCUUCUCAUUUACCUAUUGAUUUAAAUAUGUUGCUGGAAGUAAAAGCUAGAGCCAAAGAAAAAACAGGUGGUAAGGUGCGCCAGGGCCAAAGCCAGAGUAAAGAAGCACUUCAGGAGUACAUUGCAGGUGCAGACACCAUCAUGGAAGACCCCACCACCAGGGACUUUGUUGUUAUGCGGGCCAGAAUGAUGGCAGCCAAGUUGUUAGGAGCCCUUUGUUGCUGUAUUUGUGAUCCAAGUGUAAAUGUGGUAACCCAAGAAAUUAAACCAGCUGAAUCCCUUGGCCAGUUACUACUCUUCCAUUUGAACUCCAAAUCUGCCUUACAGAGAAUUAGUGUAGCUUUGGUAAUCUGUGAAUGGGCUGCUUUACAGAAGGAGUGUAGAGCUGUUACCCUAGCCGUGCAGCCACGCUUACUUGAUAUCCUUUCAGAACAUUUAUAUUAUGAUGAAAUUGCGGUUCCAUUUACACGAAUGCAAAAUGAGUGUAAACAGCUUAUUUCAUCACUAGCUGAUGCACAUAUUGAAGUUGGUAAUAGAGUAAACAACAACGUUUUUACAAUUGAUCAAGCUCAUGACCUGGUCACUACUGUUUUUAAUGAAGUCACAUCAUCCUUCAAUUUAAAUCCUCAAGUAUUACAACAGUUAGAUAGUAAACGACAGCAGGUCCAAAUGACAGUUACAGAGACCAACCAGGAGUGGCAAGUGUUGCAGUUGAGAGUGCAUACUUUUGCUGCAUGUGCAGUUGUGAGCUUGCAGCAACUUCCAGAGAAGUUAAAUCCUAUUAUCAAACCAUUAAUGGAGACAAUUAAAAAAGAAGAGAAUACGCUAGUGCAGAACUACGCGGCUCAAUGCAUGGCCAAACUACUUCAGCAGUGCACAACAAGGACUCCCUGUCCCAAUUCAAAAAUUAUUAAAAAUCUCUGUAGCUCACUUUGUGUGGACCCAUAUCUAACUCCUUCUGUCACAUGUCCAGUACCAACACAAAGUGGCCAGGAAAAUUCUAAAGGAUCCAACUCUGAAAAAGAUGGAAUGCAUCAUACUGUCACCAAGCACCGGGGUAUAAUUACACUCUAUCGGCAUCAGAAAGCUGCUUUUGCUAUCACAAGUAGGCGAGGUCCUACCCCCAAAGCCGUCAAAGCUCAAAUAGCCGAUCUUCCUGCAGGAGGUAGUGGAAACCUCCUUGUUGAACUUGAUGAGGCUCAGAAGCCUUACUUGGUACAACGGAGAGGAGCUGAGUUUGCCUUGACAACUAUAGUGAAGCAUUUUGGUGGUGAAAUGGCAGUGAAGUUGCCACAUCUCUGGGAUGCUAUGGUUGGCCCAUUGAGGAAUACAAUCGACAUACAUAAUUUUGAUGGAAAGUCCCUCUUGGAAAAGGGAGAUGGCCCUGCCCAAGAACUGGUGAAUUCUCUGCAAGUUUUUGAAACAGCAGCGGUGUCAAUGGAUUCUGAGCUUCAUCCCCUGUUGGUACUGCAUUUGCCUCAUCUUUACAUGUGCCUUCAGUAUCCCAGCACUGCAGUGAGGCACAUGGCUGCUCGUUGUGUGGGCGUCAUGAGCAAAAUAGCUACCAUGGAAACAAUGAAUAUAUUUUUGGAGAAGGUUCUUCCAUGGCUGGGAGCAAUUGACGACAAUAUCAAACAAGAGGGUGCAAUUGAAGCACUUGCCUGUGUAAUGGAACAACUGGAUGUUGGUAUUGUUCCAUAUAUUGUACUCUUAGUUGUGCCUGUGUUGGGAAGGAUGAGUGAUCAGACGGACAGCGUAAGAUUCAUGGCUACACAAUGCUUUGCAACACUAAUUAGACUCAUGCCACUUGAGGCAGGCAUUCCAGACCCUCCAAAUAUGUCAGAAGAAUUAAUCCAAUUGAAAGCCAAGGAAAGACACUUUUUGGAGCAAUUGUUAGAUGGGAAAAAGUUAGAAAAUUAUAAGAUUCCAGUACCAAUCAAUGCUGAACUCAGAAAAUAUCAACAGGAUGGUGUGAACUGGUUAGCAUUUCUUAAUAAGUAUAAGCUUCAUGGAAUUCUGUGUGAUGACAUGGGUUUAGGGAAGACUUUACAGUCCAUCUGUAUUCUAGCAGGAGAUCACUGUCACAGGGCCCAGGAAUAUGCAAGAUCAAAAUUGGCAGAAUGUAUGCCACUUCCUUCCUUGGUGGUUUGUCCACCAACAUUAACAGGUCAUUGGGUGGAUGAAGUAGGUAAAUUUUGCUCCAGAGAAUAUCUCAAUCCACUGCAUUAUACUGGACCUCCUACUGAAAGAAUAAGGUUACAGCACCAGGUGAAAAGGCACAAUCUCAUAGUGGCUUCAUAUGAUGUUGUGAGAAAUGACAUAGAUUUCUUUAGAAAUAUUAAAUUUAACUACUGUAUUCUUGAUGAAGGCCAUGUCAUCAAAAAUGGAAAAACAAAAUUGUCAAAAGCAGUAAAACAACUGACUGCUAAUUAUAGGAUUAUUCUUUCUGGAACACCAAUCCAGAACAACGUUUUGGAGCUGUGGUCAUUAUUUGAUUUCCUCAUGCCAGGAUUUUUGGGGACUGAACGCCAGUUUGCUGCUCGGUAUGGUAAACCUAUAUUAGCAAGUAGGGAUGCUCGAAGCUCCAGUCGAGAACAAGAAGCAGGUGUUCUUGCAAUGGAUGCACUGCACCGCCAGGUCCUGCCAUUUCUUUUGAGAAGAAUGAAAGAAGAUGUUUUACAGGAUCUACCACCCAAAAUUAUUCAAGACUAUUACUGUACUCUCAGUCCUCUCCAGGUUCAACUCUAUGAGGAUUUUGCUAAGUCUCGUGCCAAGUGUGACGUCGAUGAAACAGUUUCUUCAGCUGCACUUUCUGAAGAAACCGAGAAGCCAAAGCUUAAAGCUACAGGUCAUGUAUUCCAGGCAUUACAGUACUUACGUAAACUGUGCAACCAUCCAGCAUUAGUCUUAACACCUCAGCAUCCAGAGUUCAAGAGUACUACUGAAAAACUUGCAGCUCAGAAUUCUUCUCUCCAUGAUAUUCAGCAUGCCCCUAAACUCUCAGCUUUGAAACAAUUGCUGUUGGACUGUGGUUUGGGAAAUGGCAGUACUUCCGAGAGUGGCACAGAGUCUGUAGUAGCCCAGCACAGGAUACUGAUCUUCUGUCAACUUAAAAGCAUGCUUGAUAUAGUAGAACAUGAUCUUCUCAAACCUCAUUUACCCUCUGUCACUUACUUGAGGUUGGAUGGUAGCAUACCUCCUGGUCAGAGGCAUUCCAUUGUUUCACGGUUUAACAAUGAUCCAUCCAUAGAUGUUCUUUUACUUACAACUCAUGUUGGUGGCCUGGGGCUUAACUUAACAGGCGCUGAUACAGUGGUAUUUGUGGAGCAUGACUGGAAUCCCAUGCGUGAUCUACAAGCCAUGGACCGAGCCCAUCGCAUUGGGCAGAAACGUGUGGUUAAUGUAUACCGAUUGAUAACCAGAGGAACACUGGAAGAGAAAAUAAUGGGUUUGCAGAAAUUCAAGAUGAACAUUGCAAAUACUGUUAUUAGCCAAGAGAACUCUAGUUUGCAGAGUAUGGGGACAGAUCAACUCCUUGAUCUGUUUACUCUUGAUAAGGAUGGCAAAGCAGAAAAAGCUGACACUUCUACGUCUGGAAAAACAAGUAUGAGAUCAAUUCUUGAAAACCUGAGUGAUCUUUGGGAUCAAGAGCAGUAUGAUUCAGAGUACAGCCUGGAAAAUUUUAUGCAUUCUCUCAAAUAA